This is a messenger RNA of Actinia tenebrosa (Australian red waratah sea anemone), 2346 nucleotides long. RefSeq lists its product as uncharacterized. Gene Ontology annotation, cellular component: nucleus. The record is from RefSeq and is a predicted model, not a curated record. Gene Ontology annotation, molecular function: DNA-binding transcription factor activity, RNA polymerase II-specific; RNA polymerase II cis-regulatory region sequence-specific DNA binding. NCBI's taxonomy places the organism in Eukaryota, Metazoa, Cnidaria, Anthozoa, Actiniaria, Actiniidae. Gene Ontology annotation, biological process: regulation of transcription by RNA polymerase II.
UGUAUUUCAAUCCCCCAGGCAUAUGUUUAAAUUGUUGUUGUUGAACGUUAAAAUUUCAUUGAUUUUCCGAAUUUUCCACCAAAGAUCGGGCUGUCUUCUACAUAAGUGCAGCUGUCUGUCUCAAGUGAUCCAUCUGCAUCAGCCGGUCAAGUGACAUGGCAGAUACGAGCAAAGAAAUGGCAUCGAGUAUUGAAAUCUGUAGAGAUUCUGGCAUGGUACUCAAAGAUACAAACAAAGAAUUGACAUCAAAUGAAUGCAAUCAAGUUUGUUACGAUGCUAGGUUGACAGAUAACGAUACAAGCAAAGAGCUGACAUCAAAUGAGAGUGGUAUUAAAAGCAAGGAUACAAGGAAAGAACGGCUUCAUACAACUGUGAAGGAACAAAUGGAAGAUGUAAUGAAAGACUCGCCAUCUUCACCAAGUACAAAUGGAGUAAAGGAAGAAAGAAAGGUUGAAUUUGUCGAGGAAGGAAGAGUUUUUCAUUCUCAUAGAUUCGAACGUGCAAAUAUUUCUCCAGUAAUAAUUGAGCCUGAAGGAAAUGGGGGAUGGAACUUGAAUGUGUUGCAUGUACAAAGCCAUGACUUGCAGGUAGUUGCUCGCGAAGGAUUUGAUAAUGAAGAGAUUCCAACUGCAUUUCGUCACCAAGACGGCAUACAAAUGCAAUCUACCAAUGAGAUUGAAACAAGCAUUUGCCACCAAAAUGUUACACGAAUAAAAUCUACUGAAGCGAUUGCAACAACCUUUCGUCACCAAGACGGCAUACAAAUGCAAUCUACCAAAGAGAUUGCAACAAGUAUUUGCCACCAAAAUGUUGCACCAAGGCAAUGUACUGAAGGAAUUGCGACAACCUUUUGCCAUCAAGUUGGGUCACAAAUACCAACUGAAAGCAAAAAAAAUACACCGCCUGAAAAAAUACACGCAGUAGCUUCUUCCUCUGCCACAGAUAAACCUAGCACCUCUCAUUGUGGUUCUAACAUGGGGGUUUUAGUCAGCUCUGGUAACUUUCAGGAGAAGGAACAUGUCAUACAGCCGGUUGUUACACCACGUGAAGUCUCCAAGCAAGAGGUUGCAGUGCAGUGUCAAUUUCCUGCACAAAUGCCGAUUCCCACAGAUGCUAAACCAUACCAGUGUCCGACGUGUUACAAAACAUUCGCAUAUAAGUGGUCACUCAAGGGUCAUGAACGUAUCCAUUCAGGAUUCAAACCCUACAAGUGUAAGCACUGUGAGAAAGCGUUCACCAAACAGGAUUUUCUAGACAAGCAUGAACGGAUUCAUACUGGUUUUAAACCCUAUGUUUGUAAAUAUUGCGAGCGAGCCUUCACACAAGAGAGUAAUCUAACUGUGCAUGAACGUAUCCAUACAGGAGUGAAGCCCUACAACUGUAAGCACUGUAACAAGGCAUUUGCACAACGAAGUAGUCUUAAAACACAUGAACGCAUCCAUACAGGUGUCAAACCAUACCAGUGUACAUACUGUAACAAGUUGUUUGCCCAUCAAGGGAAUUUAAAAGAGCACGAACGUAUCCAUACUGGCUUUAAACCUUACGAAUGCAGUUAUUGUAACAAGUCAUUCACAGCACGGAGUAACCUUGAUUUACACAAGCGUAUCCAUACAGGUUACAAACCCCACAAAUGUGCUCACUGUGAGAAAACGUUUUUACGGCAAGGAAAUCUUGAAGCUCAUGAACGCACCCACACAGGUGUCAAGCCAUUUAAGUGUAAGCACUGCGACAAGGCAUUUGCACAGCAGGGGAACCUCGAGAAGCAUGAGCGGAUCCAUACAGGUGUAAGGCCUUAUAGCUGUAAACUAUGCAACAAGGAGUUUUCGCAGCAGAGUCAUUUGAAGGUACAUGAACGCCUUCAUACUGGGGAAAAACCAUAUAAGUGUAAACACUGUGAUAUGGCAUUCACAUUUUAUGGCAAGUACAAAAAACACGAACUUUCACAUAACGUUGAAGUUGUCUCAACAGAGUCAUCUUACAGUGCAACUACUGUAACCGGCGCCACUUAGACCAAUUAGACAAGAGAACCAAUUAAAAUGUAGAACGAAAACAAUGCAUUCCAAAUUUGGGUAGUCGGACCAAUCAGAAACCAGCAAUUUGAUAGGUUCUCGCGGUCUAAGUGGCCCCGGUAGUAGUCGCACUGUAAGCGGUACAUGCGCGUAUUCAUAUCGGAGAGAAGCCAUACAAACCUACAUUUUCAAGUUCAAGAAACAGGAACUCUCAUAUGGCAUGGGAGUAUACUGAAGGCAGCCCUCGCUGUGUUUUAGUCUAGUGUUUUAACUUUAACUAAGAAAGAGGAACUGUUUAGAAAUAAUACAACUUCUUUAUCAAGAGAGAGAAAAAGAG